Oikopleura dioica is the source of this 435-nucleotide messenger RNA. Lineage: Eukaryota; Metazoa; Chordata; Appendicularia; Copelata; Oikopleuridae. The record is from the annotation of a GenBank genome assembly.
AUGUUUCGCCAGAUUUUGCGGCGCUGUAAAUCCGAUUUUGUGCUUGCGAAGCGCGCUCCUGAUGGAAGCUUGAAAAUUGCCGACAUCAAAGCUCUUAAUCGAGAUUUGACCUGGAUGACUCCAUAUUUUGCAGAAGUUGAGCUGAAUGAAACUAGAUCAUUGAUCAAACUCGACGGAGUCGCGCAAAUGCAAAAUGAGAAUCUCGUAGGAAAGAUUUUGAGCAUGAACGCCAAUCCGGGUGGAAAAUCGGCCCCGCACGGAUUUAUCAAAGACGGAGAGCAGAAAGAAUACUAUUUUCAGCCUAAGAAAUGCCCGAUCGGUUUGACAGAGGCUGUUAGAGCUCAUGAAGAAGCACUAGAAGUGACAUUUGACGUCUGUGAAUUGGGCAAGACGGGAUUGAGAGCCUUGAAUGUGCGAGUCAAGGAGUCAAAAUAA